Molecule: messenger RNA, 1434 nt
Organism: Mercurialis annua (annual mercury)
Lineage: Eukaryota; Viridiplantae; Streptophyta; Magnoliopsida; Malpighiales; Euphorbiaceae
Product: UDP-glucuronic acid decarboxylase 6-like
Exons: 13
Coding region: 128-1168 (346 amino acids)
Biological process (GO): D-xylose metabolic process
Cellular component (GO): cytoplasm
Molecular function (GO): UDP-glucuronate decarboxylase activity; NAD+ binding
Source: RefSeq, a predicted model, not a curated record
AAAAGAAAAUAAAAAAUCUUUAAAUAGAUCAGAGUAAAACAUAAAAUCUUUCACUCUGUCUUCGUCUUUUAAUUAAAUUCAGUCCCAAAAACAAAAAAAUUUACAGAGUUCAGGAAUUUGAUCAAGAAUGGCUAAGGAAGUUUCUAAUGGAGAUCAUAGCUCUGCUUCAAAGCCACCACCAACUCCAUCUCCUUUGAGAUUCUCCAAAUUCUUUCAGUCCAAUAUGAGAAUUUUGAUCACCGGAGGCGCUGGAUUUAUUGGAUCUCACCUUGUGGAUAGGUUGAUGGAAAAUGAAAAAAAUGAGGUUAUUGUGGUGGAUAACUUCUUCACUGGCUCCAAGGACAACUUAAAGAAAUGGAUUGGUCAUCCAAGAUUUGAGCUCAUUCGUCACGAUGUCACUGAGACAUUGCUUGUUGAGGUUGACCAAAUUUACCAUCUCGCUUGCCCUGCUUCUCCAAUCUUCUACAAAUACAAUCCCGUAAAGACGAUAAAGACAAAUGUUAUCGGGACAUUGAACAUGUUAGGGCUCGCCAAGCGUGUUGGAGCAAGGAUUUUGCUUACUUCAACCUCGGAGGUCUAUGGAGAUCCACUUGAACAUCCUCAGACUGAAAGCUAUUGGGGAAAUGUUAAUCCAAUUGGAGUGAGAAGUUGCUAUGAUGAAGGGAAGCGAGUAGCAGAAACUUUGAUGUUCGAUUAUCACAGACAACAUGGGAUUGAGAUAAGAAUUGCCAGAAUUUUCAACACUUACGGCCCUCGCAUGAACAUUGAUGACGGACGUGUUGUCAGCAAUUUUAUAGCUCAGGCAAUCCGGGAGGAGCCCUUGACUGUUCAAGCACCUGGAACACAAACCCGGAGUUUCUGUUAUGUGUCUGACAUGGUCGAUGGCCUCAUCCGGUUGAUGGAAGGAGAAAACACUGGUCCGAUCAAUAUCGGGAAUCCAGGUGAAUUCACAAUGCUUGAACUUGCUGAGAACAUUAAAGAGCUUAUCAAUCCUGAUGUAGAUAUCAAAAUGGUGGAGAACACACCAGAUGAUCCACGUCAAAGGAAGCCGGAUAUCACGAAAGCAAAUGAGUUGCUAGGAUGGGAACCGCAGAUCAAGCUCCGUGAUGGUCUUCCACUUAUGGAGGAGGAUUUCCGAUUGAGGCUCGGUGUCCCCAGAAAGAAGUGAUGUGGAUAUUAUCAGUUGAUUUUUUUUUCUUGAGCAAUACUAUAAUAUUUUCCGGCAUUUUACCUUCAACCUAGUCAUCUGUUGACUCAAAAACAAUAAAUGUUUUUUUUCCUGCUCUUAUCACAGUUGAAAUAUAGGAGUGUAAUUUGGGAUUUUAUCAAUUGGUGUCAUGAAUAAGUUCUAUACCCUUUCAUAUGGAUUGUAUAAGUUUGUGAUUGGCACCUUUUAGUGCUUCCAAAAAUAAUUCUAAAGUUCAACUUUAUUUA